This is a messenger RNA of Balearica regulorum gibbericeps (East African grey crowned-crane), 1395 nucleotides long. The record is from RefSeq and is a predicted model, not a curated record. NCBI's taxonomy places the organism in Eukaryota, Metazoa, Chordata, Aves, Gruiformes, Gruidae.
AUCGAAGUGCUUAUGGUGGAGAUGCAGAAUCCAGACACGGGCAUCAAGACGCAGACGCAGAGAGUGAUGAUCACCACCAUCCCACAUGCUGUGGCAGGUAAUGAUAUAUUGCAGUGGAUUCUCCAACGCUUGCAGAUCACUGAGGAAGAGGCACUCCACCUGGGGGACCUGUUUGUCAAAUACGGAUACAUCUACCCCCUUCAGGAGCCAAAGAAUCUCACCCUUAAGACAGAUGGCAGCCUGUACAGGUUUCAAACCCCUUACUUCUGGCCUGCGCAGAGCUGGCCGGCUGAUGACACAGACUACGCAAUUUACCUAGCAAAGAAGAACAUUAAGAGGAAAGGGAUUUUAGAAGAAUAUGAAAAGGAACAUUACAACAUGCUCAAUCAAAAAAUAAACUACAAGUGGGAUUUUGUUAUUAUGCAGGCCAAAGAGCAGUAUAAGGCAGGGAAGGAGCGGAAGAAGGCGGACAGGUACGCCCUGGACUGCCAGGAGAGAGCCUACUGGCUUGUGAACCGAACUCCUCCCGGCAUGCUAGACGUCCUAGAGUAUGGAAUAGACCGCGUAACGGAUCCCAAUGAAAAUAAGAAAAAAACGAUGGAUGUUUACAGGAGAGAAAUCAUGUACUAUCAGCAAGCCAUCAUGAAGUCCAGAGUGAAAUCUUCGGUCUCUCUCGGAGGGCUUGUGAAGUACUCUGAGCAGUUCCUCUCCAAUGAUCCUAUCUUGUCUGGAUGUCUCCCCAGCAACCCCUGGAUAACAGAUGAUCCUGAGUUCUGGGAUCUCAAUGCAAAACUAGUGGAAAUCCCCACCAGAAUGCGUGUGGAGCGAUGGGCCUUCAACUUCAGUGAGCUGAUACGAGACCCGAAAGGUCGGCAGAACUUCCAGCUCUUCCUGAAGAAGGAGUUCAGCGGAGAGAAUCUGAGUUUCUGGGAAGCCUGUGAGGAUCUCAAGUAUGGAGACCAAUCCAAGGUCAAAGAAAAAGCAGAAGAAAUUUACAAGCUCUUCCUGGCUCCAGGAGCAAGGCGCUGGAUUAACAUUGAUGGCACAACAAUGGGCAUCACGGUCAAAGGCCUCCAGCACCCUCAUCGUUAUGUUUUAGAUGCUGCUCAGACCCACAUUUACAUGCUGAUGAAAAAGGACUCCUACGGCCGCUAUUUAAAGUCUCCAAUAUACAAGGAAAUGCUGGCCAAGGCUGUUGUGCCACAAGAGACUGUCAAAAAAAGCUCCACUUUCCCAUUUGGACGCCGUCACCUCCGCUCCAGCCCCAGCCCUGUCAUCCUGAGGCAGCAGGAGGAAGAGGCCAAAGCCAAAGAAGCCGCCACGACCGUGGACAUCACGCAGGUCAUGAGCAAGCUGGAUCGCAGGAGCCAGCUCAAGAAGGAACCUCCCAAGUAG